GCGUUGUCAAAAUUUGCAGUUCAUACUUCAUGUCAAAAGAUGAAAAUGUACCUAAGGCUUGAUGCUGUAUUUUGUCCGUAAUACUUGUUUUUUCUUUUAAAAUAGUACCUAGGUAAACUUUACGAGAUGUUAUUGAAUACUGCUUAUGUGUGCAUUAUAUACUUACUAUCAUCAUUCAUCGUAAUUAUUGCUGGUAGAGAUUUCUACCAAAUACUCGGUGUGUCACGUUCAGCGAGCACCAAUGAAAUUAAAAAAGCUUACAGAAAAUUAGCCAAAGCCUUGCAUCCAGACAAAAAUCAAGAUGACCCGGAGGCGUCACAAAAAUUUCAAGAUCUUGGAGCAGCUUACGAGGCGUUGUCAGAUCCCGAAAAGAGGGAAAUGUACGAUAGGUGCGGGGAAGAGUGCCUCAAAAAAGACGGCAUGAUGAACAAUAACGAUCCUUUCGCGAGUUUCUUUGGAGAUUUUGGUUUUCACUUCGGUGGCGAACCUCAACAACAUGAAACUCCGAGAGGAGGUGAUGUCAUCAUGGAGCUCACUGUUUCGCUAGAAGAAUUAUACAAUGGAAACUUCAUAGAAAUAACCCGUAACAAGCCUGUAAUCAAGCCAGCAUCAGGAACAAGGAAAUGUAACUGCCGGCAAGAAAUGGUGACAAGAAACCUUGGACCUGGCCGCUUCCAAAUGAUGCAACAGACAGUCUGUGAUGAAUGUCCUAAUGUCAAACUAGUCAAUGAAGAGAGGCUUCUAGAAAUAGAGGUAGAGGUUGGUGCUCCAGACAAUUACAAGUCAAAAUUGCGAGGAGAGGGUGAACCGCACAUGGAUGGAGAGCCGGGCGAUCUGAUCAUUGUUUUCAAAACUGAAAAACAUCCUCAGUUUACACGUCGUGGUGACGAUCUCUACACUAACGUCACUAUAUCAUUACAGGAUGCUUUAGUCGGAUUUACACAAGAAAUAGUACAUUUAGACGGACAUAAAGUCAGCGUUUCACGUGACAAGGUGACAUGGUCAGGAGCACGUGUACGCAAGAAGGGUGAGGGCAUGCCCAACUUUGAAAACAAUAACCUACAUGGUAACUUGUAUGUCACAUUUGACAUUGAAUUUCCAAAGAAAGACUUUAGUGAAGAAGAAAAAGAAGCUCUAAGGAAGAUUUUGCAACAAACAUCUAAUAAUAAAGUAUACAAUGGACUUUAGUACCUUACUGCCAUUUUAAUUUAUUAUGUAGUGGAAAAGUGUGCAUGAACAAACUUUAUGUGAAAGAAUAAGUUUGUUUCGUUUGGGAGCUGUGCAAGUUUUAUAAAAUAAAAUAUUUAAUUUAA
Molecule: messenger RNA, 1313 nt
Organism: Melitaea cinxia (Glanville fritillary)
Lineage: Eukaryota; Metazoa; Arthropoda; Insecta; Lepidoptera; Nymphalidae
Gene: shv
Product: dnaJ homolog shv
Exons: 5
Coding region: 127-1188 (353 amino acids)
Biological process (GO): protein folding; protein maturation
Cellular component (GO): endoplasmic reticulum
Molecular function (GO): misfolded protein binding
Source: RefSeq, a predicted model, not a curated record